Penicillium olsonii is the source of this 1464-nucleotide messenger RNA. Lineage: Eukaryota; Fungi; Ascomycota; Eurotiomycetes; Eurotiales; Aspergillaceae. The record is from the annotation of a GenBank genome assembly.
AUGGCCGAUCUUACCGCAUGGGCAGCUCCCAAGCUAUCCCAGCUUCUUCCGCUGGACCCUGAGUCUCUGUCCCAGGUCAUUGAGUAUGCCGCCAGUCUUUCCCCCGAGGCGUGCGCCGACCAUCUCAAAAACCUCCUCGGUGAUUCCCCCGCCGCCCUCGAAUUCAUAUCCUCAUUCAAUGCGCAUCGAGAACCUCAACGACAGCGUCAAGCACCGCCUCCACAGCCCCAGACUACUGCCCGAUCAACGGGUGCCAAGAAAGGCAAGAAGAAAGCUCCAUUGCACAGCGCCGGCCCACCACGUCGGCCCGAUAACUACGGAGAUGUUGGCGGCGGCUACAAAAAAGCCGAGGAAGAGGACUACAUGUCAUCCCGCAAGCAGACGAGCUCAAAUCCUGCACCAUCCCAAAAUGUCUCCGCAUCCUCGCGCGUCCUCUCGCCUUUGCCCGCUUCGAAACCACCACCAUCCGCGAGCGGCCCCACCAUCUCGGAUAUGCUACCAAACGUACGUUCAAAAACAAGCAAGUCCACUCGACAAGGUGGUGGAGGAUCCUCUGCCAAGGGUGGGACAGCCCUGACAACCAACGAUAUAUCUGACCUCACAUCGGCGAUCGCUGCGUUGGAGGUAUCAACAAACCCGAGUCUGGGCGAGAGACGCAAAUGCAACUGCUAUGGAUCCCUCCACGCGGUCUUCGACCCGGCGCCUAAUUGUAUGAAUUGCGGCAAGAUCAUUUGUUCUUUGGAAGGACUACAGCCAUGUUCGUUCUGCGAUACGCCCCUCCUCUCCGCGCAAGAAGUGCAAGGCAUGAUCCGGGAACUACGAGCGGAACGUGGACAGGAGAAGAUGCGCGUUCACAACGAGGGUGUUCACCAUGAAGGAGGGCCAAGACCUACCGGAUCAGAACCACCCAGCAACCUAGAUGCUGCGAAGGCGCACCGUGACAGGCUGCUCCAGUUCCAGGCGCAGAAUGCCCGCCGAACCAAGGUCGUCGAUGAGACAGCUGAUUUCGAAACACCCAAUGUUGCCUCCACGUUGUGGAUGACACCCACGCAGCGAGCAUUGGCGCUCAAGAAACAGCAGCGCAUACAGCGUGAAAUGGAUGAGCAGGCCCGACCCGAAUGGGAGAAGAAGAAGACCGUGAUGAGUUUAGAUAUCAAGGGCGGUAAGGUCCGCCGGGUAUAUCACUCUGCGCCUACGGUGUCAACCCCGGAGGCCAGUGAGCCCGAGCCUGCCGAUGAAGCGGGGAGUGCAGAGGCACCUAGAAGGGAACCUGCAUUUAGUCACAACCCACUGCUUGCCGCUGGUGGUCUAAUGCGACCCAUCUGGCGCGCACCAGAGGGGGCAAAGACCGACGCACCGGGGGAAACAGAGAAGAAACCAACCUGGCGACGUGUGCAGGAUGACAAUGACGAUAACGAGCAGUGGAUUCUGGACGGAGGAGCACAUGGACAUACUGCGACCUAG